CACUGCGCUACAGCCGGUCAGAGUGAAACCUGAAUGGGAGGACAGUGCGCACACUGAGUCGGUUCGGUCCGGGACUCGAGACACCUCUAUCUCUGGUCAACUGGGACUCUGCAGUUAAUGUCACAACAACAAGGCUUAUUUUUUCUAAGACAGCACGCUAACUAAACGAGACACUCAACCGGUCUACUUUUGUGAGGACACUGAGAAGAAAGGGAGGAGUGAUGGAGUCUGACGUAAGCAAUGCUAGAGGAGCAAGGCUAUUGGUUCCAGUGUAACUUUGGCUCUCGUCCAGGUAAAUCCACUUUGCCCCCAACUGCCACAACCCCCAGUGAAGAUGGGGUGAUGCUCUGUAAUUCCUCUCACCACCAUCUCUCCUGAUGUCAGAAGACUCGAACUCAAAACCCUAUUGCUUCCCUGUGCUGGAGGGGCAGGAUGGACCUCCAUCGUGUAGCUCCAUGGGGCAGCUGCACAGGAUGGGUGGCUUCAGCCAGGGGGGACCCAACCUAGGCCUCCCUUCAGAGGGCAGUGACAGCAGUGGCCUGGACAACUCCACCUCACCACAGAACCAUCGCAAGAAUGCCCGCUCCCGCUCCCUGCCUGAGGAGGACAUAGAGAUGAAGAGCAGCGGGUCCAGCGGCAGUGGCACAGAGUCACACGGCAACGAGAGCCACGGCAACGAGAGUCACAGCAAUGACAGCAACGGCCACGAGUCCAUGGGCAGUUCCAACGGCAACAGCAAGGACUCGGUCCUGCUGGAGUCUUCAGGGAGUAACAAAAGCUCAAACUCUCACAGCCCAUCUCCACCCAGCAGCUCCAAUGCCUUCAGCUUACUCAGUUCAGAGCAAGACAACCCAUCCACCAGUGGCUGCAGUAGUCAGGAGUCCGCCAAAGCCAAGACACAGAAGGAGGUGAUAAAAACUUUGAAAGAACUAAAGCUUCACCUGCCCACCGAGAAGAGGCACAACAACAAGUCCACAACCCUGAACACCCUCAAGUAUGCCCUGCGCUGUGUCAAACAGGUGGAAGCCAAUGAAGAAUACUACCAGCUGCUGAUGACCAAUGACAGUCAGCCUUCAGGCCUUGAUGUGUCCUCUUAUACAAUAGAGGAGAUAGACAGCAUUACUUCUGAAUACACUCUUAAAAACAACGACAUUUUUGCAGUGGCUGUCUCCCUCAUCACAGGAAGAAUAGUCUACAUAUCCGACCAGGCUGCCACUAUUCUCAACUGUAAAAGAGACAUCUUCAAGGACACCAAGUUUGUGGAGUUUCUGACACCGCAGGAUGUCAGCGUUUUUUACAGCUUCACCACACCGUACCGCCUGCCGUCCUGGAGCAUGUGUACGGGAGCAGAGUCCUCUCCUUCUGACUGUAUGCAGGAGAAGUCCUUCUUUUGUCGUAUCAGUGGUGGGAAGGAGUGUGAAGGUGAUCUGCAGUACUAUCCGUUUCGAAUGACGCCAUAUCUGAUGAAGGUCCAGGACACUGUACAUGCUGAAGACCAGUUCUGCUGCCUCCUACUGGCUGAAAGAGUUCAUUCAGGCUAUGAUGCACCCAGGAUUCCAACAGACAAGCGCAUUUUUACUACCACACACUCACCCAGUUGUGUUUUUCAAGAUGUGGAUGAGAGAGCUGUCCCACUUCUUGGAUACCUUCCCCAAGACUUGAUUGGCACCCCAGUUCUCCUGCAUCUUCAUCCCAAUGAUCGUCCAAUUAUGCUGGCCAUCCAUAGAAAAAUUCUUCAGUAUGCUGGACAACCAUUUGACCACUCAUCUAUACGAUUCUGUGCACGAAAUGGUGAAUACAUUAUCCUUGACACUAGCUGGUCAAGUUUUGUCAACCCUUGGAGCCGUAAAGUGUCCUUUGUCAUUGGAAGGCACAAAGUUCGCAUGGGCCCUGUGAAUGAAGAUGUGUUUGUGGCACCUGUCUCCGCCACUAGGGAGAUAAAAACAAUGGAUCCAGACAUACAAGAUAUAACCGAGCAGAUACAUCGCCUUCUUUUACAGCCGGUUCACAGCUGUGGAUCUAGUGGAUAUGGUAGCAUGAACAGCAAUGACCACCUUCUGAGCAUGACCUCUUCAACUGACAGCUUUAACAAUGGCAGCAACUCAAAGAUGCACCUGGAAGAAGAGGAAGAGAGCUCCAAAGCAAGACCUCGCACCUUUCAGGAAAUAUGCAAGGGCAUACACCUCCAAAAAAGUCAGGAGCAACAGACUGUCAAAAUAGACAAGAAAUCCUCUGUAGACUCUGUACAAAAGAGUCAGGUAGUGGUUAGACCCAAAGACACAGCGACCACUGCCCAGUGGAAGGACUCUGGAGCAGAGGAGGCCAAGUCUACCUUUCAGGAGGAACUGACUUUUAAUGAUCAAACUGUCUACUCCUACCAGCAGAUAAGCUGUCUAGACAGUGUAAUCAGGUACCUGGAGAGCUGUAAUGUUCCUCUCACCAUGAAGAGAAAGUGCCAGUCCUUCUCUAACACCACUUCCUCAAACUCUGAUGAGGACAAGCAGAAGGCUUGCACAAACAUGCAGGUGGCUGAAGAACCAGCAUUGUUGAAGGUUCAAUCUGGUCUCUCCACUUUACAUGACCGGGACAAAAAGUCCAGUGAUGCAGCCACAGCAGUAGUGGGCACUUCACUGCCUCUACCUGUACCAAACAAACCAGAAAGUGUUGUGUCCAUUACCAGCCAGUGUAGCUAUAGUAGCACUAUUGUGCAUGUUGGAGACAAGAAACCUCACCCUGAGUCAGAACUAAUAGAGGACAUCCCAGGGACAGGAGAACCUCCUGAAAGCAACCAAAACCCUUCUGCGUCCCCAUGUGGUGUAUCCACUCCCUGUCAGGAGAGGGAGUCCUACAAGAAACUGGGCCUAACCAAGCAGGUCCUGGCAGCUCACACAAAAGAGGAACAGGUCUUUCUUAAUCGCUUCAAAGAGCUCCGGACACUCACAGCUCUCAAAGCAAACUGCUCUCAAUAUCUGGAACGUCAGAGGGAACAGACUUCAAAUGAUGUUGUACAAACCACCCGAUCAUCCAAACAGUGUGGUCCUGGUGGGGAACCCAGCACUCGACGAGGAGUGCGAAAUAAAAAGACCAAAUCGAAGAGAGCCAAGAAGGUGGAGUCAUCUGACAGCACAGCAUCCCACCCCAAGCAACAGCUGCGGCCCCCUCUUCUCAACCACGGCCUUAACCCCACGUCCUGGUCUCCCUCAGAAGCAUCACAGUCCUGUUUGCCUCUGGCCUACCCUGCAGUGAUGCCCGGGUACCCCCUGCAGGUGUAUGCUAGGCCCAACUCUGCCCCCCACACUGAUGCUGGUUCCUCAGGCGGGGCAGUAAACCAGGGCAGCCCUGUCCCAUGUCCCCCAAACCUCCAACAUCCUCCAUACCCCACCUCAAUGGUCACCCCAUUUGUGGCAUUGGUACUACCCAACUACAUGUACCCACCAGUCCCAGGACCUCAGGCUGUGUACCCCACUGAACCUGGUGGUUAUCCCACUCCAAUACCCUUAGCCCCAGCUAUAUUUUCUGCACAGGGUGCCUUUACUGUCCCAACCCCCUUCAAUAUUCAAAGCCAAGCAAACUUACAAAACACAAACACCACCCAAACAGGAUCCCUGUCGAUGUCAUUCCACUUCUCUCCAUCCUCUGAAAUGCCAAAGGGGGCUCCUGAGAGUCAGUCUCGCCCCUCCACACCUCAUUCUGGAGGUGGUGAAGGUACCUCCUCUCCACCACUGUUCCAGUCGCCCUGUAGCUCCCCCCUCAACCUGCUGGAACUGGAGCUAUCUGUGCAGGACAGCACUGGGUUCUCUGCAGUGGGACAAGGCAAUAAUAACACAACAGAAAGGGAGAAAGGAACAGGUGGGAACCAGACCAAGGACAGGGAACUAAAGCAGCCAUCUCUCAGUCUCCUUGGUCCACCAGGACCCUUGUUUUACGUGGACACGUCCUGUGUCUGUGAGCGUUUGUCAUGGGAUAAACUGUGCUCUAGGCUGGGGGCUUUCAGCUAUGAGAUCAGCUCCCGUGGAGAUGGCAACAACAGUGACGCAAAUUCUUCCUCCAGCGACAUGUUUGAUGUGAUUUUACAUGAAGACUCCUGCUCAGGCACAGGUUCUGCCACGUCAGGCUCCAUGGGCUCAGCAUCCAAUGGUUGUGGGACGUCCAACAGCAGGACGUCUGCCAGUGGAGGCUCUGCCAGCGGCAUCUCAGGAAGCAACAGUAGUAAGUACUUUGGCAGCGUGGACUCAUCUCAGAACAGCCAGAACGUAAAAGUUCACGUGAGCAGCUCCGAAGGAAGGCCUCUGAAGACGGAUCAGACCAAUCACGUCAUCAAGUAUGUACUACAGGACCCGAUGUGGCUGCUCAUGGCCAACACAGAUGACAAGGUCAUGAUGACCUAUCAGCUGCCCUCGCGUGACAUGCAGCAAGUGCUGAAAGAAGACAGAGACAAGCUGAAGGUGCUGCAGAAAACCCAGCCACGUUUCUCUGAGGAGCAGAAGAAGGAGCUGGUAGAGGUUCACCCAUGGAUACAGAAGGGAAGUCUGCCCAGGGUCAUAGACAUCAAGGUGUGCUCUUGCUGUGACGAUGUAUCAGAGGUUUCCGCCAUAGUAGAUGCAGAAGAUCAGCCUGACAUGGAGAUGGGAGAUUCAGAGACGGUGGAACUGUGCUGCCAAAGGACUGACGAGUCCACAGACACUUUUGCCUCUAGCUCACAGACCCCAAGACAAUGAAAUUCUGCCAUUGACUUUUACUUCCUAUCCUACUUUGCAGUGCUUGAAGAGAGAGCUAUAUUUUGAGAUAUCACACAACACAAAACUUUAACAUUUAUUCUUGUUCUUGACCUGCUACAAUAAUAUUUUAAUAACACUCAAAAACUACAAAUAGAAAAUAUGCUGAAGUGUGGCUGUAAAUGUGUGUUAUUUGAGAUGGACUUGCAAACUAUUGCUGUUAGAAUAAAUAAUGAAUGUUGCUGUGUUUUGCACAUUUGGGAAUGUCCAGAAUUAGCUGGAAAAGUGCAUAGUACUGAAGGGAAAAUUUGUUAUUUUUAAUAAUUUGUUAUUUACUUUAAUUUCCUAAAACCAUCACAAUUUUGACAUUACAAUAUUAUAACAUAUUGUACAAUGGACACAAUUUUAAUGAAAUAUGACUAUUAAAGAACAUUCCAAUGUCAUCAUUACCAUUAUUAGUCUUAUAGUUGCCAACUAAACCAUACAAUAAAAUCAGUUUUACUAAACUCAGCUGCCUAAAGCAUUAACCUAACUGUCCGUCUUACCUUUCUUUCUCAAUCACUUUCACACUACUGUUUACAUUUCGGCACAAAUUCCCAAACCUGCCACUCAGGCAGGGGGAGACUCAUAUUAUAACAAUAACUUAAUAUAAUAUUAGAGGUCUUACUGUAUUCAUUAUAGAGCUCUGAAUGUAUCUGACUAUAAGAAUCGCAAAGUUAUUAAACAUGAAGUCUUCAUCUUGGCACAACCUUACAUUUUUCAGUUUCAAUUUCAAGCCUCAAAGUCUCAAAUUCAAACUUCAAAGUCAAAAUACUUUGCAGAAACAAUGAUCAACAAUUUAAACACAGAUUGCCAUUGUAAUACUGUUCAGACUUAAUACUGUCCACUAAAGAUACACAGGGGACACAACAUAACACACACGAAUCACAAUAUGAAGAUAUUUUAUUGUCAGAUUAUAGAAAUACUGUAAAACUCUAUAAAGUGUCAAAGCGAUUGAAAAAACAAAGUGGACGACCUAUUAAAGUGUUAAUAUUGAUGGUCUAGAUGUCAGUUUUAAGUGGAAUAUCAUCCUUGACAGCUUUGCAGUUCCUGUCAUUUCAGAUGUAUGCCACUUUCCUAGACAUGACUAUGUAAAAAAACAGAUUAGACAGAAUGUUUGUCUAGAUUACGGUGAGAUUAGGAAUAGCCCUUUGACAUUCAUGCGAAAAAAUUGUACAAAUCAAAUUUGUGUUUAAAAAGUGAAAAGCUAUGCCUAUUAAAUAGGGUGCAGUGGACUAAUAUGUUGAUUAUUCAUGGUUAAACAGAUUUUCUACGACCUGUGGUUUCAAUUUCGUAGCCUUUGUAAUUUCAAAAUAUUGAUGUAAAAUGAUAUGGUGUUGCUUGUGGCUGACUUGUGAAUCCUUUUGUUUUCAGCUGUGACCUUUUUGCUGACAUUUUGUCAAAGCCUACAUUGUCUUUGUACUUUUACAUGAAAUGUUUGACUCUUAGGGGGAAAAAAAACAAAAAACUUCAUUACAUCUAAAAGACUGGACCAAUUAAGUUGCAUGAUUAGGUCUACAUUUUUAUUUUGAAUUUUACUUUUUAUUUGCACUGCCUAUGAGAACAUCUUGCCUAAAUAUUUAUUUAUUUGGAGAUUUUUUUUUAAGCCCUUAGUGUGCUAUAUUGCAGCUGAGCCUUAAAGUCGUGGUUAGAAAGUGAUUAAAAACAUAAUGUGUUGGAAGCUGAAGCCCCAUGGCUUCAGAGGUGAAUUUUAGGGUUAUUGCACGGGCAUAAAGCCGCUGUCCUGUAUCUUUAAAGUAUCGGUUGAGCUUCACUGAGCAUUUUUUGUGUUUUAUUAGUUUAAAAGCCUAGCACCUGUUUAUUUAUUUUUAAAUGCUCUUUUAUUUCUAGUUGCCUGGACUUUUUCGAUUAAUAAAAUGUUAAUAUAUAGCCUCCCCCA
Boleophthalmus pectinirostris (great blue-spotted mudskipper) is the source of this 6654-nucleotide messenger RNA. RefSeq names its product period circadian clock 2 (gene per2). The record is from RefSeq and is a predicted model, not a curated record. Gene Ontology annotation, cellular component: cytoplasm; nucleus. Lineage: Eukaryota; Metazoa; Chordata; Actinopteri; Gobiiformes; Gobiidae. Gene Ontology annotation, molecular function: transcription cis-regulatory region binding; transcription corepressor binding. Gene Ontology annotation, biological process: negative regulation of transcription by RNA polymerase II; entrainment of circadian clock by photoperiod; circadian regulation of gene expression.